Messenger RNA from Myxocyprinus asiaticus (Chinese sucker), 4318 nucleotides. RefSeq names its product store-operated calcium entry regulator STIMATE-like. Lineage: Eukaryota; Metazoa; Chordata; Actinopteri; Cypriniformes; Catostomidae. The record is from RefSeq and is a predicted model, not a curated record. Gene Ontology annotation, cellular component: membrane. The coding region runs from base 207 to 1037 and encodes 276 amino acids. The transcript is spliced from 8 exons.
UUCCCCAUUGUUGACUCAAUAACAAGAAAGGAAGGGAGACGGGAGAGAAAUGCUUUAUCUCACCUCGCUCAACUUUAACGCGACUCACUUCAUCAGUCUGUUAUAUUCAUGUCUUUGUCUUCUGAUGGGUGAAGUUAUACGGGGAACCUGUUAAAGAUUUGAAUUCCACAGGAUUUCUACUGCACUAAGGACUGUUGUUUUUAAACAUGUACAUGUAUGGUUUAUUGAAGAGUCGCAAUAUUAUGAGAUCGGAGUAUCAGGGUUGUGUGGACGGGACACUGAUGGACGGGUUCAGUGUUUUGAUUCAGGGUCUGCUGGCUCUACUCGCUUUCAGCACUUUAAUGUUGAAGAGGUAUCGUGAGCCUGUCAGAAUCAGAAGACCUUGGAGAAUCUGGUUCUUUGAUACUUCUAAGCAGGCUAUUGGUGCUCUCUUCAUGCAUUUUGCCAACAUAUUGCUCUCCAUGCUCACCAGUGAAGAUCCCUGCUCUCUGUAUUUGUUAAACUUCCUAUUGGAUGCCACACUGGGAAUGCUGGUGAUCUGGGUUGGGGUGAAGGUUGUUUCUAAGAUAGUGGAGCAUAAACAAUUAACACUGCUGAUGUUUGGAGAAUAUGGUGACCCUCCUCGUGUGGUGGCAUGGUUGGCACAGUGUUCGGUUUAUUUACUCAUCGUUGCUCUGGAGAAAAGUGUGGUGACUCUGGUGCUGCUCAUACCUGGGUGGACCAAUCUGGAGGCAGUGGUGUUGGACUACAUCCCAAAUCCACAGCUGGAAUUAACCAUCGUCAUGCUGAUAGUGCCGUUUAUAGUAAAUUCUAUAAUGUUCUGGGUGGUGGACAGUUUAACGAUGAGGAAGUAUAAGAAGAUGACAGCUCUGGAUGGGUCACAUGACUGUGCAAAGCAUGUGGAGGUGUUGCCAGAUGUGUGCAGUGAUGAAGCUGAGGUUCUACUAAAGGCAAAUGAAGAUGAGUCUACAGUGUGUUGUGAAGAAGACCACAUCGCAAAAGAAGCCACAUUAAAACGAGUCUUCAUGAAAGUUUAAAACACACUCAUACAAGUAUUAUAAUGAGAAUGUUUCGCUGCAUCAUAGGCUUUGUUCACACUGCACAUAAAUCUGAAUUAUUAUUAUUAUUAUUAUGUUUUUUCAGAUCUGAUCUUUAGGACUGAUUAUUUGCACUGUCAUUUUGUAAGUGAUGAAGAGUGAACACAAUAUUGAAAAAUGUAAUUGUUGCUGCUUGAACAAAGCCCUAGAGAAACCUUGUGUGUUUGUGAGGGAGAGAGCACAUUUUAACCUAAUGUCUUUAUACUGAAAAAAGUUCAUACAUUUGUCAAAUACCAAAUACCUGCAGAAAGAGUUUUUUUUACAGUGCAUUCUUCUCAAGUACUGUAAAAUUACAUUGUAGGGUGUUUUGGAAGUUAAUUAAAGGUAGAGAAAGACAUUGAGAUGAGAGAGGAGGUCUAAAGUUUCUCCUGAUUACAGACAUUUGGACUAUUUGAAGUCUAAACAGCUGAAGUCACUGCUAACACGUUUGCAACUCUGACAAAUGCUGACUUACUUCAUGACAUUUUAUAAGACUUCAUAAGUUUUUGGUCUUGGUAUUUUAACCUGUAAAAGUUCAAAUUAAUGUACAGGAUUUAAUUUUGUAUAAUAAUUUUAUUUUUACACAUGCAGUAUCAUGCAAUAUUUCAAACUUACAAUGUGUUAGAAAUUAUAAAUAUGUAUAUUUUGAUUGCAUACAAUGUAAUAAUGUAAUGUAAUGAAUUUCAGAUGUAAUUGUGGCAUUUUAAUGCAAAUUCUUCAUCAUCUUUGUGGGAAUGUCUUUUAUAUUGGUCAAAAUGUUGUCUUGAUGCCUUACUUUUGCCUAUUUUGUCACAAGUAAACCAAGUUUCAGAUAUAUAAAGUUGUCUUUUAUUAUGAACUUGAAUUCAAAAUGUGAAAAUCCUAAUUAUUAUAAAAACGUUUUUGAGUAAAAAACAAAGAUUAUUAUUUGUUAUUGUUUUAUAAUAACUCAUUCCUCUUCAACUCUGGGUAAUUUUUGGGCUGCUGCCUGCAAUUUUUCACACUCAAAUUAAAAAGCUCACCAUUUACACAUACUGUGGACUAAUUGCCAAAAAAUCUAAUUUUCAGAAACCCCCACAAAUAAUAAUAUUUCAUAAAUAAUAUUGUAUAUGUUUAAAAUCUUAUGAUGAAUAUAAAAAUUUUGUAUCUUUUUCUUUUUUAAAUCUUUUUCUUUUUUUUUCUUUUUUUCUUUUUUUUUUUUUUUUUUGUCCUAACUUUGUAAGCAUGUAAGUCUGGUUCUGUUCAUGCUAUUUCCCUUCAAAACCUCAUUUUACUUUACUAGAUGGCAGCAAGUACUAGGAAAAUAAAGAAUUUUUCCUGCCAAUCUGAAAUGAAGGUGGUGCUGUAAUGCAUUUUAGCCCUCACAGAUGUGCUUGACCAUAGACAUUGUGUAAUUUUCAGUUCAUGCACCACCCUGGUUGAUUCAUUGAAUAUCUUGGCCUCUGAGUGGACUAGAAGCUAAAUCUAGGUGUCAUUAGAAAGCUGAGAAAGCAUCCUCCCCUUUGCAAUGAUGUAUAGCAUUUUAUCAUCAAUAGUUGAUAACAUAUUUCCUAUGAUUUGUUUAGCAUGCUUUUCCUGCUGGACCGCAUAUUUUGUUCUGGACAUCUAAGAUACAACAUUGGAUUAUUUACACAAGCAACUAAUUUUUUUUAAAACUGCCUUAGGUAAAAGCAGAUAUAAAUUUUUAUCUCAGUCAAACAUAGCAUGCAAGAAGUGCUACUUGGGUGUACGUCGGUUUGUGGUAUGUUUUAAUCCAAUAACCAUGAUUGAAUAAAGGCUUUUUAAAAAUUUGGACCACUAGAGCACCUGAACAAAAGUUUUUAUCUAUUUGGGGCUUACAGCAGCACUGAUCGGUGCAUAAAAGAGACAUUUGUAUUUGUUUUCUCACAAAUAUCAUAUUUCACUUUGUGAUUCUUUUAAAAAUCUUUCAAACUGUGGUAUUAGGGCAACAAAUAAAAUGUACAGUCACAUUCCUGAGAAUGGGAGCUUUCAUUUGAUAUAGGAUUUGUCUAUUUAAGUGCUUCUGAAAGACUAAUUUUCAUAUCAGUAUUUCCACCACAUGACCUCUAGGUGGCGCUGAUUUGCGAUGCAAAUGUUUUCAGGCCAUAUUUUGUUAUUUUAUGAAAAAUAAAUGCAGAAGUGAUGGUUAUCUAUAAAAAGUUCAGAUUCUAAGCUUUCAAGCGAUACCCCCUAUGCCUGACUUCAGCAUUCGGAGACAACAACAUUUUAUGCGUAAACUUUUUUGUGAAAUAGUGCCCCCGUUUGAACCCACCGACGGUUCCACAGAGUUAAAGAGGUUAACGUAAGAUUAAUUAUAUAUUCUUAACAUGUACCAUAUUUUGUUUUGGCUUUAAUUCAAUGACAAUUUAAAAGACAAUUAUUUAAGUUAGCCAACAACAUGUGGUCUUUAUUAUAUUAUGUUUAGUCUAUUGUUUAGGCUAUUAUUUUUCUUACUAAAUGAGUCUUUGUUCAUGAAAAUAUAUAGCUGCCUUAUAUAGCUGUAGUGUUUCUCAACCCUGUUCCUGGAGGCACACCUACAGUACACAUUUUGAAUGUCUCCUUGAUCUGAUGCAUCAAUUUCAGGUCUUGGAGUAUCUUCUAAUGAGCUGAUGAGUUGAAACGUGUGUUAGAUUAAGGAGACAUCAAAAACGUGUACUGUUGGUGUGCCUCCAGGAAUAGGGUUGGGAAACAGCUGCUCUAGGCCAUCAUAUUUGAGGGUCCUUGGCAUAAAAAAGUAAAAAAAUAACUAAAAAUAAAAUAAAAAACUGUCCUUGUACAAAACUUUCCUUAUAAAAUGAAUAGUUCUGGUCCUGGAUGCUGAUUGAUUAAUACAGCAUUCCAUCCAUGUUUGAAUACACUAUAUGGUAACAGAUAAGAUGUGAAACACCUGUUACACACCUAGCUACUGUGUAUAUCACUGCUCAGCAUGCAUAGAGGCCAGCUAUUAACCUUACUUAAUAACAUCUAGCAGAAAUAUGCCACUUAAUUAAUUUACUUAUAAAAUAACCAUUUAAAGAAAAUUUGUGUCCAAAAAUUUUUUUGUAAUAGGCUUACCAUUUUCAAAAAGCAAUAAGGCACUCAUGCCAGAGAACGUGUUUGGUCUGAAGAGCCCUAAGUAGGGUCAGUCAUCUCCAUAGCUUUUAUGUGAAGAGCAACAGCUUUGUGCCUGCACAUUGACUUUAUUCUAACCACAGCCAACAAAGUCUUCUGGGACAAAAGGGCCAACUCUUCAGUGACUGAGAGUAAGUACACUCAGUUAAGAA